Messenger RNA from Phaeodactylum tricornutum CCAP 1055/1, 2009 nucleotides. RefSeq lists its product with no specific name. Lineage: Eukaryota; Bacillariophyta; Bacillariophyceae; Surirellales; Neidiaceae. The coding region runs from base 1 to 1977 and encodes 658 amino acids. Gene Ontology annotation, molecular function: protein binding. The record is from RefSeq and is a predicted model, not a curated record. The transcript is spliced from 3 exons.
AUGUCAAACUUCGGUGACGUCGGCAUGUUGAUGCCGAAUCGUCCUCCAACAACCGAUAUGAGAACGAGAACACCUUGUGAGUGGCAGCCGGUGCUGGACUGCACCCACCGGCCAUCUGUGGACGACCCCAAAAAUAUGGCUUCCCUCAUUGGAGGACUGUCUUUCGAAAGUUUUGUGCGCCGUGGUCCUGUGGACCGUGCACCACCGGGAAUCACUGUCCGCAUCCACGUGGAAGAAUCGAGAAACACGAAAACGUCGUGUGGUGUUUUGGUGCGUGACGGUGAGAGUGCGCACAGUGUGGCGUUCGGGUCUCCGAUGGAUGAAACCCGUACACCCCAACAAGAAGGACAACGUACAAUACCAAACAUGCCUACGUCGUUUACAAUGAACCCCGCACGGAGUCGACAUGGACAGCUGCACCGUUCUAGCGUGAGAAAAGCGCUUCUUCCGUUGCUGGUGUCGAUGGUGCACGCGGGUCGAUUGCCGUUGGGAAUUCUCCUUUCGUCGCCGUCGGCUUUUUCGGAAAUAAGAACGAAUAGUGAAUCAGCGUUAGGCACAGUACGGCACCAGUUACACAACGAAGCCUUUGGUGGGUCCGGAGACCAAACGCGGUUCAGAUAUCCGGGUCGAAAAGGACCGCUUUGCGCUGUCACCAAGUUGCGAGGAGGUGAUGUUUCCGACGGGGAAGACGAAUCUUACGACAGUGACGGGGAAGAUACCAAUGAUUCGGAUGAAGAGGAGGAAGCUGAGAUUGCCGCGGUACCGGAGUCUCGAGAUCCACAAAGCGAACCAGAAGACGAAUCCGAGGCCCAUCCUUUAUCUUCGGUCAUUUCUAUGGAACCGGUACCAAUCACCAUCAAAACAUCGUUAGGUACCAAGGCUCUAGACCACAUAGUAGAGCUGACGGUACAUCGCUCGAGGAAUAUUGCUUCGCUUAAACUGAGUGCUAGUCGCCAGCUACCAGGACGGCCACCAGUUUCUGUGAUGCACAUGUUGCUCAACGGAAAAGUAUUGAGUGACGAAAUGCUACUGGACGAGUUGAUUGAUGACGACGACGAGAAAGACGAUACCGACGGUACUGGUAGUGAAAGCCAGCUCACUUUAACGUUGGAUAUGCUACCACCUGUCGAUCCCAAAUUUGUCGGCCAACUAGAGUCACAAAUGAAGGAUAUGACCACCGCAGAGCUGUUGGGAACAUUCGCUGCCAAUGAGGCUGCAUUGUACCAGAACGCGGCACUCUUGCUUGCCGAGCAAAUGGAGCCAGUAUACGACGAUGAUCAAGUGGAGGUAGGCAUUUCCGAGGUGGCGACACACCCACCGCCGCUCGUGAACGUGCAAGUUCGCGAGCAAGCAGCACGCAUCCGUCGAGACUUGGAAAGUAAAAUCUUGGCUUCGGAGCACUCGCAAAAGAUUCUCGCUGACCCUUUGCCCCCUUCCGCCAAACUAGCAGAUCUACAACGUGUCGAGCGUCGUGGCCAACGGGUUCGACGAGUCGCGGGAUCGGGUGGCGUAACGACCGGCUUGAAACGAUCGAUUCAAAAAAAUCUGAACGUACACUGGGGUGACGCUAUACGGAAUUUUUGUCUCUUUUUGUUCUUUGGAUACUUUGGUGGGCGUACACCCGUAAGUCGGGCUAUUCUGUUGCUGGGUGCACCAAGCGUCUUUGUGCUACAGGCACGGCCCGUCAAACUGUGGAUCAAAUGUCUCAUGUACGCAAUGCUCGACCAUCCGCCUGGAAUUUUCUUGAGUUUGCUGCCCGCCCCCCAACAGGCCAUUUUGAGUCUGAAUGUGGGCGAGGAAAUGAAAACUAUUUAUGGUAAUACACUGACCAACACGGUGGUGAACGAGGUUGAUGCAGAGCCGGAAGAACUGGCAGACCUGUACGAAAUGACCGACGUAAUAAUUGACGGCGAAGAUGAUGACGAGUUCUAUGCUGUCGACGAAUACGAAAGUAGCUAUGAUGAUGACGACGAGUAAUUAUGUAUACUAAUUGCUGUUUCGAAAUCGCU